Molecule: messenger RNA, 1572 nt
Organism: Adineta steineri
Lineage: Eukaryota; Metazoa; Rotifera; Eurotatoria; Adinetida; Adinetidae
Source: the annotation of a GenBank genome assembly
AUGUUGCCAUCUGGAUUUGCGAGAAAGCGCGGAGCGCAAUCAGUCACCGAUCGUACGACAACCGCUGAUAACCUGCGACAAGCAACCGGUUCUCCCAAAGGUUCCAUCAUCGUCAACACCAUCAGCAGUGCACUAGCGGCCGGAGGCAAGGGUCGACGUCGCCGCCGCGACAUUCAAUGCGAUAAAACAGAUCGUCCCGGAGUUGCUAUCGUUUUCGACGUCGCACUAGCGUAUCCAGAAAAUUUACCGUGUCAAACUCUGCCCUGUCAAGUCGAACAGUUUACCAAUAUCCAUCAACAAUUCAAUAGUGCAACCAAUGUUGCUAUCACGGCGGACGAUGGAAGCACCUUACCUGUACAGCUAUGUCACGUCCAAUCUAAUCCCAAUCGUGACAGUAAUAAUGAAACUAGUUCCGAUGGUAUCGUUGUCGCACCAUGUUCAAUUGUUUGUCAAAAUGGUGGUGGAUGUACAGGUCCCACAACUUGUGCAUGUGCUACGGGAUGGGGUGGUGAUACUUGUACAAUCGCUAUAUGCACAAAUGGCUGCCAAAAUGGUGGCCAAUGCACAGCUCCUGAUAAUUGUACAUGCACUGCAGGCUGGAGCGGUGCAACGUGCGGACUAGGACAGCCAACGUCAUCAAUAACUACAACAGCUACAGAAAACUCUACAACAGCCACAAAACCAGCAACAAUAACCACAGAAACAAAGACAACUACAACAACAUCGACAACAACAACAACGACAACAACAGCAAUAACUACGACAACGUCAACCAUAACGACGACGACGACAUCAAUCACAACAACAACUACAACGACAACAACUACUACGACAACAAGCACAACUACAACUACAACGACUACUACGACAACAACUACUACUACUACUACAACAACAACUACUACUACUACAACCACCACUACAACAACCACCACUACAACAACCACCACUACAACCACAACAACAACUACAACUACAACAACAACUACAACAACCACCACUACAACAACCACAACAACAACAACAACUACUACUACAACAACAACUACUACUACUACAACCACAACUACUACAACGACAACCACAACUACCACAACAACUACAACCACAACAACAACUACAACAACCACCACUACAACCACAACAACAACUACAACAACCACCACUACAACAACCACCACUACAACAACCACCUCUACAACCACCACAACAACUACAACUACAACAACAACUACAACAACCACCACUACAACAACCACAACAAAAACAACAACGACGACAACAACCACCACUACAACAACGACGACAACGCCAACGACAACAACUACUAAAGUUUGGACCCAGAUUGCAUCCGAUAGUGUUAUUGGUGAUCAAAAUUGUGCUGGAAUUGGAUACAUUGCGUCGGCAACAUUGAGUGCAUGUCAGAGUGCUUGUCUGUCUACCAGUGGUUGUACAGCAGUCGAUUGGAAUACAAGUGGUUCAGGAUGUACAUACCGUCAAUGUGCCACGUAUCCGCCAAAUUAUGGAAGCCAAAGUGGUUGGCAAGUAUGGGCAUUACAAACCGUUUAUUAA